Molecule: messenger RNA, 339 nt
Organism: Scutellospora calospora
Lineage: Eukaryota; Fungi; Glomeromycota; Glomeromycetes; Diversisporales; Gigasporaceae
Source: the annotation of a GenBank genome assembly
AUGAAACAAAGGAAACAGCUUAGCAAUGAAGAACGUAACCAAAUUAUUUGUACUUGGAAAACUGGUGUGAAGCAAAUAAAAAUCCCAGUGACUCUAAAACUUUCCAGAAGUACCAUCAAUGAUGUAGUAACAUACUACAGAAAGGCUGGAAAAGUUGUUUUGAUGAAUAAAUUCGUUGAAGCAACCUCUGUAGAGGCAGGCGCAAAAGUAGGUUGGAAUGAAAGGAAACCAAAAGAAAAAUAUGAUGUUGAAUGUUUAGUUUCAACAUUUAGGUCAGGAAGAGUAGGCGUAAUAGUUUGGGGAUGUUUUAACAUAUACGGUCUUGGACCUUUAGUUCAG